Cynocephalus volans (Philippine flying lemur) is the source of this 632-nucleotide messenger RNA. It is a transcript of the gene ATP5MC1, whose product is annotated as ATP synthase membrane subunit c locus 1. Lineage: Eukaryota; Metazoa; Chordata; Mammalia; Dermoptera; Cynocephalidae. The transcript has 5 exons. Gene Ontology annotation, molecular function: proton transmembrane transporter activity. The coding region runs from base 118 to 528 and encodes 136 amino acids. Gene Ontology annotation, biological process: proton motive force-driven ATP synthesis; proton transmembrane transport. The record is from RefSeq and is a predicted model, not a curated record.
GGGAGCUGGACGCUGAGACCUAGGGCUAAAGCUGGGAGGUGAGUCAGUCACCUUGAGCCGGGCGAGCGCUGUGGGCCAAACCGGGGCUGCAGGGCAGUGGGCGUGCAGACUGAAAAAAUGCAGACCACUGGGACAUUACUCAUUUCUUCGGCUCUGAUCCGCUCUUGUACCAGGGGUCUAAUCAGACCUAUGUCUGCCUCCUUCCUAAGUAGACCAGUGAACUCAUCUAAACAGCCUUCCUACAGCAGAUCCCCACUCCAGGUGGCCAGACGGGAGUUCCAGACCAGUGUUGUCACCCGGGACAUUGACACAGCGGCCAAGUUUAUUGGUGCUGGAGCCGCCACAGUUGGUGUGGCUGGUUCAGGUGCCGGCAUUGGAACAGUGUUUGGCAGCUUGAUCAUUGGCUAUGCCAGGAACCCGUCUCUCAAGCAGCAGCUCUUCUCUUAUGCCAUUCUGGGCUUUGCCCUUUCUGAGGCCAUGGGGCUCUUCUGUUUGAUGGUCGCCUUCCUCAUCCUCUUCGCCAUGUGAGGCUCCGUGGGGGUCACCUACCUGUCCCUGCUGGUUCAACUCCAUGCCAUUCCUGGUGCUGGAGUGUGCUAAGCUUUACCAUUAAACACGUUUCUCUAAAUCCA